AUUACCCAUCAAGAUAUUAAAUCCAUGAAAUUGUUGUUCAAGCUCUCUGUCUCUGUUUCUCAGUUGCAGCAUUUUUUAAGACCAUGUUAGUUGGAGAGGAAGUCCUCAUUUAAAUGCAUAUGAGCUGAAUUUCCGGAGGAGGAACUAGUAGGGAAAAAUAUAGACACAUCUAGCUCAUACCCUGUCUAGGAUCAAUAUAUAUGGGACACCGCUGCUGCAGCAAGCAGAAGGUGAAAAGAGGCCUCUGGUCUCCUGAAGAAGAUGAAAAGCUCAUCAAACACAUCACUGAACACGGCCAUGGCAGCUGGAGUUCUGUUCCUAAACUCGCUGGUUUGCAGAGGUGUGGAAAGAGUUGUAGAUUGAGAUGGAUAAACUAUUUGAGACCUGACCUCAAGAGGGGUUCCUUUACUGCAGAAGAAGAACAGAUUAUCAUCGAUGUUCAUAGAAUUUUGGGCAACAGGUGGGCACAGAUAGCAAAACAUCUACCCGGAAGAACUGACAAUGAAGUGAAGAAUUUCUGGAACUCCUGCAUAAAGAAAAAGCUUCUCUCCCAAGGACUGGACCCCAAAACUCACAAUCUGCUUUCUUCUCAUAAGAGAGCUAACAGGGUCAACACAAGUAGUUCUUCAUCAUCUCAAAUGCAAGAGCAAACUUUUUCUGUUUUCAAUGGGUCCCAUUCCAUGGAGAUUAUUAACCCACCUGUUAUUACACUUCCUUCAGCAGCACUUUCUCCUCCUAUGCCCAUCCCCAUGACCAUUCCCAAUUCUGAGUAUCAAAACCCCAAUGUCAUUUGGAAUGGUAAUGAUCAGAACUACGAAGAACCCACCAUUUACCCUCAUGGUUCAUCCAUUGACAACACACUUAUAUCUUCCUUAUCUUCUUCAUUAUCUGGGUUCAAUAUCAUGGAUGAAGGUGAUUGUAUUUUGGGUACUGAUGGUGCUAUUGAACCCUGUCGACUACCGGGAAUGGAAGGACAGGUGCUACAGCAGCAGGAAAAGGAGCAGAGUGGUACUAUUGUAUGUAAUGAUAAUCUGAUGGACAAAAUUGAGGGGGAAAUGCAUGAGAUGGGUGCUUCAUUUGAUAGCACUAGCUUUGAUCUUGGGUUUGUUGAAUCCACACUGAUGUCUGGUGCAAUGUGUCGUGAUAAUUUGACCUCCAUGGAGGAUUAUAAUUUUGCAUGGACCUUUUAGCUAGGGCUUGUCAUGCAUGUUGGAUAUGGUCUACAUGAAGGUUUUUAUUUUUUAAUUUGGUUAAGCAUUUCAAAUAUUUAAUGCAAAAUGUUUUUCUUUUUUUCUAAUGCCAGCAUUAAUUUGUCCAGAAGUUUAUGAAACACUUCUUUGGAUCAUAAUGUUUUUUUUUUCUUAAUAUAAAUUCUAGAUGUUA
Messenger RNA from Rubroshorea leprosula, 1383 nucleotides. Lineage: Eukaryota; Viridiplantae; Streptophyta; Magnoliopsida; Malvales; Dipterocarpaceae. The record is from the annotation of a GenBank genome assembly.